AUGCGGAUCCACUGUCUGGAGAAUGUGGACAAAGCUCUUCAGUUUCUCAAAGAGCAGCGUGUACACCUGGAGAACGUGGGAUCUCACGACAUUGUGGAUGGGAACCACAGACUGACGCUUGGCCUUAUGUGGACCAUCAUCCUGCGCUUCCAGAUUCAGGUGAUUCGAAUCGCCACAGAGGACAACAGAGAGACACGCUCAGCCAAAGACGCCCUGCUGCUUUGGUGCCAGAUGAAGACAGCCGGGUAUCCCGAGGUGAGCAUCCAGAACUUCACCACAUGUUGGAGAGAUGGACUGGCCUUCAAUGCCCUCAUCCACAGACACAGGCCGGACCUUAUGGACUUCCAUAAACUGACCCGCUCCAAUGCUACACACAACCUUCAGCAGGCUUUCACCAUCGCAGAGCAGCACCUGGGACUCACCAAGCUGUUGGACCCUGAAGGUAGUGACGGGAAGCUGUUCAAAGGCUCAGCUCAUGUUUUCUGA
Knipowitschia caucasica is the source of this 486-nucleotide messenger RNA. Lineage: Eukaryota; Metazoa; Chordata; Actinopteri; Gobiiformes; Gobiidae. The record is from the annotation of a GenBank genome assembly.